Molecule: messenger RNA, 4497 nt
Organism: Fusarium odoratissimum NRRL 54006
Lineage: Eukaryota; Fungi; Ascomycota; Sordariomycetes; Hypocreales; Nectriaceae
Exons: 2
Coding region: 1-4497 (1498 amino acids)
Source: RefSeq, a predicted model, not a curated record
AUGACUCACUCUCUGAGCUGGCGAGCCUUCGUGGCUAUUACCCUGACUGUUUCAGCUUCUGCAUAUCCCCAUCAAACAUACCCAAACCUCGUCCCACGUGCCGGAUGCCCCAUCCCUGACAUCUGCACCUGGGGUAGUUGCACCAACACCACUAUUGGUCUUGAUCCCCGAAACUGUGGAAAGUUCGGGAACUCUUGUGAACCUUCAGAGAUCUGCAUUGCCGGCCAAUGUCUCCCGCUUGAUCUCGGUACAGACGAUUGUCCUACCGCAUGCAAGCCUGGUCAAUUGUGCACCAACGGCGAGUGUGUCUCCAUCGAGAUCGCAGUCGAUCCUCUUCGAUGUGGAGAGGAAUCCUGUGAUCCUUCAUCUCUCUGUAUCAACGAACAAUGCCAAAAACUCGAAAUCGGCUCAGAUCCCACGUCAUGUGGUCCUUCUAAUACGAUAUGCGACGCCGGAAGCUGGUGUCUGUACGAUACCUGUAUUCCUUUCAUCCUCGGUACCAACGUUCAAGCCUGCGAUGAGAAAACUUCAUGUUCUCUUGGUACAUCUUGCCAAGACGGAUACUGUCGACAAGUUUUCCUUUCGACCAAUAUAAAUAGCUGCGGAGAUGCUUCGCAGAAAUGCACUGCCGGUCAAGUCUGCGUCUCUGGGGAAUGCCAGUCCCUUGAUGACGAAGAUAUCAGUCAGGACUGCGAUGGGCUCUGCAAGCCUGGCUCUUGGUGCUUGGCUGGUGAAUGCGUGCCGAUUAGUUUCUCGACAGAUACUUCUCAGUGUGGCAGUAGCCCUGAACCAUGUGGCAAGGGACAAGUAUGCGUCUCAGGGCAGUGCAUCAACAACCUGGUUCAUCAGGAAAGCAUCCCCAGGACGGCUUGUAGUCUUUCUAUGCGUCCAGGGGGAUUUGUUUCUGGGCCAGGAGGAUCUUCAGACCAGAACAACAACGGAGGCGGUCGAGAGGGUUCUACCAAUGACGCCGCUUCGGGACAAGGGGGAGGCCAGCAAGGAGGAGACUCUACCUCGAACAACAACGGUUCUGGCAGCUUUCCUGGUGACGCUUCAGGCGGAGGUGGUCAGAAUCAAGGCGGCCAAGGCGGUGACCAGGGCGGCUUCCCGGGCUCACGUCCAAGUUCCAACUCUGGCUCUGGUAACAACCAGGGUGGCACCGAUAACUUUGGCGUUGGUCGUCCAGGUCCAGGCGAGGAUGGUAAGGGAUAUCCAUCUUCUGUGUGCGAGCCAGAGUGCGCAUCAAACUUCAUCUGCGUUAACGGAGAAUGCCUUUCGGUUUCGGACCCCUUAUCCUGCGGACCCUCCACCAACCUCAAUCGCCUAUUCCAUCGGCAAAACGCUGUAUGUCCACCAGGUUAUGCCUGUAUCGACGACCGCUGCGUUCGAGUAGAUGGACCUAUUAGCUGCGGUGGCUCUAUCUGCCCGGCCAACUAUGCCUGUAUCCAGGAAGCGUGCGUCCCUCUUGGAGAUCCCACCGACUGCGGUGGUGAGACGUGUGCCAGUGAUGAGAUCUGCUUGGGUAAUACCUGUGUAUCGAACCCGGCAUUGGCUAGCUGUGUUGGUGUCGUUUGCCCUCCCGGACAGGUAUGCCAGAACGGAGACUGUGUCGCCGCCGGUGGCUCCCCUGGUGCAAACGGCAAUCCUCAGGGUAAUGGCGGUAGACCCGGCGGUGGCUCUGGGAACGGCGGUUCUAAUGGAGGAGACAACGGUGAAGGUACUGGAGGAUCCGGCAACGGUGGAUCCGGUGGCGGUUCCAACGGAGGAGGCAACGGAGGAGGCAACGGAGGAGGCAACGGUGCCUCUCCUGGCGAUGGCUCAGGCAAUGGAGGAUCUGGCAAUGGAGGUUCUGGCAAUGGAGGCUCCGGCAACGGUGGCAGUGGCGGUGGAUCCAAUGGGGGAUCACCAGGCGGCAACGGUGGUUCUCCAGGUAAUGGCUCCGACGGACCAGACAGCGGCAACCCGGAAGGGAACGGUGGCCGCCCUGGUCCGGAUCUUGGUGGCGACGGCUCUUCUACUGGCAACGGUGGAGGAAAUGGCGGUGGUGCUGUAACCUCACCACCCGCAGGUACCGCUACCCGCUCGGGAGCUGGUAAUCUCCCAGGUUCGACAGCAGCCAGUGCCGACGCUAGUGACGACGCGCCUAUCGUCAACCCUGGCCCUGGCACGACUGGCACAGACGGACUCUCAGCUUCAACUACCAGCAUUCGAGGUCGCCCUGAUGGCAAUGGAGGAUCAUCCGCUUCAGGUGACGGUGGUGGCGAUUCUCCUACCUUAGCCUCGACUGGAGCGGCGGAGACCGGUGCUGCUACAUCUGAUGCAGGACCUAUCGUGGACCCUGGAUCUGAUUCAACAGACCUUUCGGGUGCCAGCACGAGAGUAACAGGUGGUGCAGAAGGCGGCGGAGGCUCUGAGAUUACGCUCAGCGGAACUGCUUUGCCCACUGACACCAGCGGGGAGUCUCCUACCGACGGCGGUAGCUCCGCGGCCGGAGGUGUCGGUACCGAUACGACAGACAUUGACAACCCCGGUGCACCUAGUACCGACGGAAGUGGUAUUUCGGCUUCUGAGACUGGUGCCACUGGUACCGAUGUCGAUGGACAGACAGAGACAGCCUCCACUACUCAAGCCGCAACGGCUGCGCCAACGCAAACUACACCAUGCUCCACAGACGAUGAUUGCCUUCUCAAUGUCGCUCUCUGCGUUUUCAAUGGCCUCAAUAUCUGUACUUGCGUAGACGGAGUCUGCGGGCAGCAGCCCGGAGGUCCUGAAGGUACAGGAGUCACCGGCUCUGACCUCGGAACCUCAACAGGAGGUAAUGGAGAGCCAACUGAUAGUGCUGGGUCGACAGUCACAGAUGGCAAUGGAGAGACAACUACAGCAACAACCGGAGAUCCAGCUGCAACAUCGGCAGUAUCGUGUUCGACAGACGCUGACUGUUUAGCCGACCUCGGCCUCUGUGUCGAUGGCUUGAUCAACCUAUGCAUCUGCGUUGAUUCCAUUUGUAUUCUCGAUCCUACGCUAGCUUCGACCACAGAUGCCAACAACGGACAGACGACCACCGUCCAGGAUGCUACUACCACUGACGCAGAAGCAGCCGCAACGUCGUCAGCUGUCGCCUGUACUACAGACGCUGACUGUUUAGCCGAUCUUGGCCUCUGCGUCGAUGGCCUCAUUAAUCUAUGCAUCUGCGUAGACGCCAUCUGCAUCGUUGAUCCAGCGUUAGCCACGACAUCUGGUCUUGAGAAUGGACAGACGACUACAGGCGCUGGUGCUACGACCACAGAGGAAGCACCAGCAGCGACGUCGUCAGCAGUGGCCUGUGCUUCAGAUGAUGACUGCUUGGUUGAUGUUGGCCUUUGCGUGGACGGUCUACUCAAUCUAUGCGUUUGCGUAGACGCUGUCUGCAUUCUUGACCCAGCGUUAGCCACUACUACCGCCGAUGGUACAGUCACAGCGACACAGCCAGCUCCAACAGAGACAACUGCCGUUGCUUGCACCACAUCCGAUGACUGCAGUGUCAAUGUUGACCUCUGCAUCAUUGGAGGGCUCAAUCUUUGUGUCUGCCUCAACGGAGUCUGCGUUGCCGACCCGAACGGUGAGGAAACAACCGCUGCGAACCCUACUGCGACGAACACUGGACCAGGAGCUACUUCAACUGCAGUAGCAUGCUCUACAGCUGAUGACUGCGCUGUCGAUGCGGACCUAUGCCUUGACGGAUUGAUCAACCUUUGCGUCUGUCUCAAUGCCGUCUGCGUUAAUCCUGGAGGAGGCAACGAUCAGACAACCACAGAGACGGGCGCGGGAUCAGGACCUACCACAGCACCGGUGUCCUGCUCUACGGCUGAUGACUGUGUAGCUGAUGCUGAUCUAUGCUUAGACGGUCUGCUGAACCUUUGUGUCUGCCUCAACGCUGUCUGCGUCGUAGCAAACCCUGGGGGUGAUCCGACUGAAACAACUGAGCUGCCACCUGCAAACACUAGAACUCCAUGCGCCACAAACGGUGACUGCACAGCUAACGCGGCACUCUGUCUAGACGGGUUGAUCAAUAUUUGCGUUUGCCUCGAAGGUUUAUGUAUCAUCAACCCUGUUGUGAAUCCCACAGAAACGACCGCUCCUGCACCAACAGAGACUGCUACAACUUCGUGCAACACCGCCGAUGACUGUACCGCGAAUGCUGGUCUUUGCUUAGACGGGCUUCUGAACCUUUGCCUCUGUGUCAACGCAGUUUGUAUACGAUCACCAGGUGGCGGUGGUAACAAUGGCGACCCCUGCACUGACGACCCUGACUGUACUGCUGCUGGAGCUGUAUGCCUCGAGAGUGGUGUUUGUGGACCUGACCCAGGAAACACACCAACUUCCUGUACUACAGCCGACGACUGCACUGCCAACGCUGCUCUCUGUUUGGAUGGUCUGCUGAACCUCUGCGUUUGUCUCAAUGCGGUCUGCGUACAGGCUGGCAACGGCGGCGGGGACGAGCGGCGUCUGCGGACCUGA